AGUAUGAAACGAAGAAAUAAUGACGAUGCGAUCGAAAUUCUCCAUUGAUCGAGUUCUUCAUGAUACCGCAUUUGCCAAAUGGUGUCAAAAGGAAGAAUCGCGGAACGCCGAUUCGAUAACCCUGUACACGUCAAUUUUGGAUUUUGAAUCCAAACUGAAAACUGGUUCUCCAUCUCUAUCUCUUUUAAAAUUGGCUAGGCAUAUUCAUCGAAAAUACGUCAGUUUGAAUACUGGAACAUGCCACGUCAUCGGUGAUUCAAUACGCACUAAGAUCUCCACACGGGUACAUGAGGUUCUCGAUGGUAAACCCCCGUACAUAGACUUAUUUGAUCCUCUCAAACAACCACUUUUCCAACAUUUACGGUCAAUGCACACUGAAUUUUCAACGACAACAGCCGAUGUUAAUACUACUUGGGAAGAUGCGUCAUCAACAAGUUCUUCAAAUAAAGGUGCUACAAUAUGGUUCAAUGAAGACGCAAUCGAUAAAUCAUCCCGCCACGAAAUAGGUCAAAGUACAGUAACCCAUGAGUCGGAAGAUGAUCGAUUUUCGUUUUUCAAUGCUGUCUGUACACGCCUUAAUUCCUUACAAGAAACAAAAAACUCAUCAGAAACAGAAGAACACGCAGAAUCGCCACGAAAAGAAAAAUCUUCAACUCCAUAUGGGACUGAUGGAUUUGCACCGCCACCGAGGAGCACACAGACUAAUACAUUGAAAGUUUCAAAUCUUCCGAAACGUUUUGAAUCUCUUUACAAAAAGAAACGCCAACAAGUUGCCACAUCAGAUUCCAGCGGAUUCGGAAGCAAUGCUAGUGAUUUUUGGAGUUUUGAACGUUAUGGAAAAUCCAAUCAAGGAACACUUGAAAGACCAAAUCGAUUAUUUACGGGAACAAACAACGGGUUUUCCACAUUACAACCAAAGAGAAGAGGUUCAGAGGCUCCAAAAAUGACUGUAGAACUACGAUACGAGAAUGAUGUUCCGAUGGUGGCAAAGAUUUCAGCAAAUCAUGCACAAUCCGUCACUUUAAGAUAUUUUAGACAUUUAUUCGGUCUUCACUAUACUGAUAACUGCCGCUUUUUCUUUAAAUCAACAUGCGAAGAUGGUUCCGCUCAAUAUCAAUGGACUCUGCUCUUCCAUGAUGAUGACAUUCUUCCCGUGUUUCAAAAUAGAAUUACAGCAAUUUGUAGAAUGUGUCCUCCUCCAGAAGAUCAUGAUUUAAUUUAACUUUAAUUAUUCGUAUGUAAAGAUAUUGUCGUCAGUUUUUGUCUUUUAAUUGUACGGUUAUUCAUUUCAUUUUACAGCAAAAUGUGAUAAACAGUAUUGACGAUAAUU
Caenorhabditis elegans is the source of this 1330-nucleotide messenger RNA. RefSeq names its product Axin-like protein 1 (gene axl-1). The transcript has 10 exons. The coding region runs from base 20 to 1222 and encodes 400 amino acids. The record is from RefSeq and is marked reviewed. NCBI's taxonomy places the organism in Eukaryota, Metazoa, Nematoda, Chromadorea, Rhabditida, Rhabditidae.